ACGAACGUGUUGUUACACGUAGAGAAUGAUCAAGCAGCUGUAGUCUUUAUUCUUUGUUUACGAUCAAAACGUAAAGUCGAUUUCGUUUCGUGACUAGGGUCAGUCGCGCAAGCGCUAUACGCUAUAAAAUACGUUACCUGAAUCGUGCAAGCACACAUCCAGUAAGCUGGAUAAAAUGGGUGCAAGUUUGGUACAGUGUUUAUUGUAUCGUUUCGCCACGAGAAGCACGUCUGUCUUAAAUAGCGUACUAAGGGGUCAAAGCAAUCAUAGUUCUCUUUAUCGUGGACGACAGCGUUCGUACAGAGACUUAUGGACAAUCGCAGCGAAAUUAAUCCCUUCUGCAGUGAUGAGAUGUUACGCCCAGAAUAACUCUAAACUCGUCCCGAUUGAUCCAACGACAGAGAUGCCACGGAGCAGAAGACGUCACCGCACUCGUAGUCAUUCGAGAGCUCGUUCACAUUCUGCAGGGUCUCUUCAAUAUGAACAUAAGAGACGUCGCAUUGACUAUGAAAGUCCACGCAGUAAAGGAACCUAUAGCGGAGAACGCGUGCUGAGGUCGCGUCAGCACGAUCGUGGUACCAGCCAGGAGAGACGGUACAAGCGAAGCCAUCGUCGAUCACCGAGCAGUGGUCGGCAACACGGACAUCGUGAUCGCGAUCGUGAUCGCCUGGCGCAUCCCACUUCGUCCCGGCGUGCAAGGAUCUAUCGGCACCAUGUCUCGUCGUCGACUAGCCAGGAUCGGCACAGGCAUCGUUCGCCGUCCUCCAGAAGUCAGGUGAGUUUGAAUGGUGCCGACAAUCGACGUGAAUUCGUCGUUGCAUUCUGCCCGGUCUUAUAUCUUCAUCUGAUAUUAUACCGUUUGACGCAUACCCCGCGCGUCUGACGUAUAUUACGUGGAACAUUCACGCGAACAACGCGAAAUCGUUUCUCGAUUUUGUUCUCGCGAUUUUACCCACCCUGACAACCCCGUUUUCCUAAAGUAUCAUGCUUAGUGGCAGAUACUGUGGUACUCUUUCGAUUGGGAAGGUUAAUACUUAGCUUGGGAGUUUGAUGGUUUUGAAAAGAUUAAAUGUUUGACUAUGUUUGACUAUGUACUUAUUUAUUUUAUAAUAUUGAAUAUUCUUUUAGCAAGCACUUUUUCUCUUUAUUCUUAUUGAAGAGAUUUAAAACGAUUUGAUAUUGUUUGAGAGGGUUGGAUAUUGUUUGAGGAUGUUUGUUUCACGCAUACUUUCGUUUGACUUUAAUGAAAGCUACCAGUGUAGUUGACGAACGUGGCAUUUUAAACAUUCCUUUUUUUUUCUGUUUUAUUGCAAAAGUAAUGGUUUGAAGAGUUGGUAGAUCGUGGAGAAUUAUUUCGCGUAUUCGUUGGAUUCAGGACUUGCUAGCCUUAUUACUUUAAUAAAAAUAAAAUAUUACCUGUGCAUCAAUGUAUAACUCGAUUGAUAAUUUUUAAAAUUCGAUCAAAAAAAUAAAAAUUAUAUUAUUCGACAAUAAUUUACUACCGUUUACAUACGAUAAUCAUUUGAUAAUAAAUUAAAGAUCAAUUAAUUAAUUAAUUGUUCAACUGCAAUAAACGUAUAUGUAUCGCAUCGAAGAGAUUACAGACGAAGAACACGCAUGUACAUGCAUUUAAUGAAGGUUUCGAAAGCGAAACUACAAAUUGGUUUUAAUAAUUACACCCUCUGCAGUCUGACAAGACUUGACAGGAAAAGUUUCAAAUUACAAACAAAGUAAGUCAGCUUUGUCAUAAAUCCAAGCUACACGCAAGGGAUGAAAAGUUCGGUCGUAAAAACGAUAUUCCGAUUUGCAGAUAGUCUGCAUACUUCGAGCAGCGAUGGUGUAUGGACUAUUACUAUCGCGUACCGUAACGUGUUGCGUGUUCACCUUUUAGUAAUUCUAAAGAUCUGAAGUUUUGUGGUACGUGGCCCUAAAUAACGAGAAAUCUUAUACAGGAAUAUAUGCAUAUCUGCAGGCAAAUGUUUGCAAAUGCCUGCAUUCUCGUCGUGAGUUACGUAGCACUGUGAUUGCGAAUACGUAUAUCUUUUAGUCAUUAUAACUGUUCUAUUUAUUAUUCGGGUACAUUCGAGUAUUUCUUUGUCUUACAAGGUACAAAUAUUGCGAUUAAUUCGAAAAUCGUGUUUUAGAUGUAUGACUUUCGUCACAAAUGUACGAUAAAAAUAUUUUACUGCAUCGAGUUUCUGAAUAUAUUCUACGGACCGUUUGUAAAAUUCUACAAAGACUUAUACAAAUUUUUGCCCGUUAGAUACAUAGACGUCAUAUCAAGCUUCUUCGUGUCUACACUAUUCAUAGAAUUCUACAGAAAAAAAUAUAGAAAUGUAUAUAGAUUUUUGUCGGCAGAUAUGCAUUGAAUAUUUAACAAAACACAAGUUCGUGAAAUUCUCUACAGCAUACAGAUAGUAUGCUGUGCAACACACGGUGGUAAUAGUCCAUGUACGAUCUAUAGAAUCAUGAAACAUGAAAUAUGAAUAUCUACGGACGUCCCGACGUAACUCUCGCAGUUAGCGCAAUAUAGCGAUUUUUCGUCCAUUAUCCUUCCUCGAAUUUUUCACGUUGCACUUGCUCGAGUGAAUCAUCCUCCGUGUAUACACCCCCGCGUCUUUUAUCUCUGAAAAGGAGCAGGGAUAUCCAUAUUUUCUUUGGCACUUCUCGUUCCAAAGAAUGGAAACCUCCGGCGAUACAAAUACGCCGUCGUGAGCGAAUCAAUCGAACGGAAUGAACCGAGGAGAAAAGCUACUAAAUCACAACAGAGAUUCUAGCUCUCGAGGUUCGACCAAGAAAACAGACACUCGUAAACGCAAAUUGACUGAGAAAAACUGCAAAUGCAAUGUUAACGUUCCUUGCGCGCUGGCAACUGGAUUGCGGAUCAUAACGAGUGACCGAAUACCGCGUAUACAAUAAUUCGUCGCUUUCUAUUUGAACCCGUCGGGGUAUAUAUUGAUAUUGCUGGAUAGAAACGAUUGAGAAAUGGUAAAUUGAUUAUUUGUUUUGCCUGGGUUAUACUUAAAUAUACUCAGAACUGAGGAAACAUUGCAAUUUUUGGACAGAAGAUUCUCAAAGUGCGUGGUACGCUCGUUCCAGCGCAAGAGGUUAAUGGGUCAAAGAAACUUGAGAGAAAAUAGAAGAAAAGCACGAGUAUCGAACAUAUACGGUCGUUCUUCGAUGGAUUAAAGAUGGAUUAGCAGAGUUGCAAUUGAAAUGUUACGUUACGACGCUCGUUCUUCGAUGGAUUAAAAUAAUCGAAGAAGAAGCUGUUUCACAAUACGCAUAACGUGGAAAGAAUUCGACAGUUCAAAAGGAAGACGUUGAAAGGGAAGGAAGAAUGGGGGGGAAGAUCGGUGCGCGAAGAAACACGUGGGGGGAUCAGCCUCUGGAGAAGGCCGCGUUGGAACUAGCGCGUCGACGACGCGUGUACCCGGAGCAAAUGCCGAUGAUUCUUCUUUCUUAGCCAGCGUCGGCUAUUUUCGACCGGCGACUAUUUUCGAGGGGGACUCGUCACGCGGUUUCGCCGCGGUUUUAGUGCGAGUUUGCGCCAGAUGGCCAGCGCAACGCCGUCGUUCUCCUCCGCAUCGUCGUCGGGGAAACGCGCCGACAGGGGAGCCGGUUCGCCGGAAGAUCGGACACCCGCCUAACAACCGUUGUUUCCUCGUCUUCGCCGUCGAUUCCGGAAGGGAAUUCUCUCUUCCCCACCCGCGAUCGAACGCGAAGAAGAAACGCCUAGAUCGUACAAAAUUCUCUCGUUGAGAUGUAAAUGGAGGAAGAGGAAGAUUUGUAUCUCUCCGAUCAUGUAUCGAAGUGGUACACGAAGUGUGCGUUGAGAAUUCAUUGAACUGAGAGAAAUUCUGUGCGUUUGUUUCGAGAGGUAGGACCUACGUAAAUAUUUCUCGUCGAUUUAACCCUGCCGCGUUCUUUCGCGACCUUACCUACUCGCUUCCUCUCGAAAUGAAAACGAUCAUCUCAAGUUUGCGACACAACACGAGGAAGUUGCGCGUAUUAGUGUGCGCGUGAUCUUCUUGAAUUCAUUACACGAACUGAAUCAAGUCUUUGCAAGUGUUGAAAAAUAUUCGACAAGAGGUGUCGGUAUAACGUAAGUAAAAUUUGUUGCCAAUCGUGCCGCUUGUAAUGUACGUUUUCCCUUCACGAGUAGCCGCCUUUAGCCAGUACUAAAAAAAAAAAAAAAAAAACAAAAAAGAAAAUGAUUUAUAAAAAUGAUAUUGACUCACGACGUACGAUGGUAUUGUUUACCAUACUUGCUUUGCUUAAAUGAUUAUUACUUAUCGCGAGUCGUCUCUGCGGAAUCGGAGAAGCACCGAUUGAAAUACGAGAAAAUAUGAAAAUUCUCGAGGAUCGCGGCAGGGUUAAGGUAACCCGAGAGAUCUCGGCGAGAGCCGCUGACCCAGAAUCGAUCACAACCUGGAUUUAGAAAUACGCGUUUGUUCUUGGCAAGAUGCGGCCGAUGUGAGGAGAGUGGCGCGAGUGGCCUCUGGUCAAAUCCAACGACUCGACGAUUUUACCACGAUUUUACUUAAAGAAACGGGGGAAAGGACGUAGGCAAGGUAAUUGUCGUUCAAUCUGGAUCAUCCUGGAGGUUGGUGCGUGCGUGGCGGCGACGGUGGCUUGGCUGACGGUCCGCCACCCUCCGCUUCGUCCUCGUCGUCGUCGUCGACGAUGGCUAAUCAAGAGAUGAACUUACUGAUGUCUGGGAACCAGGUGCCCUGGUGGCCUAGACAGGGAUGGGAGCCUUGGGUGCAACCACGGGGAAAUAACGUGGAGCUGGCCAGGGAAUUGGACACGAAGAUCGACGUGACACCGGAGUCGAAUGAAACUUCGAUCUCAGAGGUAGCCAAA
Messenger RNA from Frieseomelitta varia, 4866 nucleotides. RefSeq names its product splicing factor U2af large subunit B-like. The transcript is spliced from 4 exons. The record is from RefSeq and is a predicted model, not a curated record. Bases 176 to 883 code for a protein of 235 amino acids. NCBI's taxonomy places the organism in Eukaryota, Metazoa, Arthropoda, Insecta, Hymenoptera, Apidae.